This is a messenger RNA of Leguminivora glycinivorella, 998 nucleotides long. RefSeq names its product ornithine decarboxylase-like. The transcript is spliced from 5 exons. Gene Ontology annotation, cellular component: cytoplasm. Bases 1 to 663 code for a protein of 220 amino acids. The record is from RefSeq and is a predicted model, not a curated record. Gene Ontology annotation, molecular function: ornithine decarboxylase activity. NCBI's taxonomy places the organism in Eukaryota, Metazoa, Arthropoda, Insecta, Lepidoptera, Tortricidae.
AUGACGAUUAAUUUGAUACCCACCACUCCAUACUUCACACUACAAGUGUCCCAGGUGAUAAAUGAAGCCCUGGAGACUCACUUCCCGGAUCGCAGCGUCCGCGUCAUCGCGGAACCGGGCCGCUACCUUGCGGCAGCUGCGUAUUCGCUCGCCGUCAUGAUUUACGCCAAGAGGGAGAUCGUGACCAAAGACGCCAGUGGCGAGGAGGAGCCACACACCAUGUACUUUAUGAACAGCGGGAUAUACAGCUCCUUCUACAGCGUACCCAACCACAACCAGCGGGUUAAGCCCACCACUCUAUACCCGCACACAGAGAAGCCACUGCCCUGCUCGCUGUGGGGCCCGACGUGCGACAGCCGGGACUGCGUGAUGCCCUCCAACCGCCUCCCCCCCUUGCCCGUCGGCUUCUGGCUGCUGUUCCGAGACAUGGGAGCUUACAUCAUUCCUGUGGCCACUGACUUCAACGGGUUCCCGCUGCCUACCGUGCGGACAUUAGUGGACCAUCGUCUGUGGUCAGUGCUAAAAGGCUUAUGGCCGCUGGUGGAGGCUCACAAUCAGUGCGGGCCGCCCUUGGGGGCGCUCCCGCUUGUCGCGCGUGUGCGCGCUCAACGAAGACACACUCUACGAUCCUUCCUGAAAACUUUUUUACUCUCUAAAGAGUAAAUAGACUUUGUUAUCCACGCGCAGCGCGCACUUACACAGAUUGUUGUAGCCAAUGCAAAAAUUAAAACAAAAACCAGAAGUAUUUUUAGAGGUAUACUUUGGACAUUCCAUUUUCCAUUUACAGGGUCCACUGGUAAAGCAAGGAGGGCAGUGUACAGUAGACUCACUACUGACAUUCCACUUGUCAGUUACUAAACCGCAUUAAUGAAAAACUGCGCGGAAUGUAAACUGAAUCAAUGUUGUAACAAGCGGUAACAUCCGCUAAUGAUACUACAAGUAUCAGUAGCGGAGUUUUAUAGGAAAAGAAAUCGAUUCCGGCGGGACUCGAACUCGAA